Aureobasidium vineae is the source of this 636-nucleotide messenger RNA. NCBI's taxonomy places the organism in Eukaryota, Fungi, Ascomycota, Dothideomycetes, Dothideales, Saccotheciaceae. The record is from the annotation of a GenBank genome assembly.
UCACCGCAACGCCUCAACCUCCUGGCAUCCGAGUCCCGCACUCGCAAGAUGAGCACGGAUAUAUCGUCGUCAAUCAGACCAAAAAGACAGCUCGUCAAGGCCGCAUGUCAGUCAUGUCAGAAGCGCAAAGUAAAAUGCAGUGGUGAGCGACCCAUGUGUAUGCUCUGUCAACAAAGAGGUCAGUCUUGUGUCUACGACUUGGAAGCAGGCAUAUCACGAGUCGAAGGCGUGCGUCGUCGAAACAAGGAGUUGGGCGAACGGAAUUCCGACUACGAGCUUGUUUACAACGCUUUGCAUACUACACCGGAGUUGGAAGCGUUCGAACAUCUUCGUCGGCUGAGGGAGUGUCCAGAUGUGGAAACCUACGCCAGAACGCUCCGCAAAUCGCGACCACCUUCGAGGAAACGACCCUCGGAUCAACUCCUGGAAGACGGCGCACUGUCCAACCUGUCCCCCAUGUCGACCCAGUCUCAAGACCAACAAGACGGCGAUUCGAACUUGUACACAGACUCUCUCUGUAUGACAGACUACACAAGUCCCACACAGCAACCUCCUCUGAUGAUCGAUCCUCGCCUCGGUCAGCAAACCUUGUACAGUUUCCCGGGCACCAAUGGUUCGACUCUACAGAGCCUGUGA